CUCACCUGCCGCAGGUGUGCGUCCCGGGCGGGCCCGGCGCGCGGCCGCCCCUCUGCUCCGGCGGGGCCCAGGGCAGCCCGCGAGCGGGGAGGCCGCGCCUCCUCCCGGAACUGGCCGGCGCGGCGCGGCGGGCGGAGCGGCGGCGCCGGGGCAUGGAGCCCCUUCCCGCGGCCGGGGCCCCGACGGGCGAGGAGGAGCCAGAGCCGGGGCCGGGGCGGCGGGGCGGCCGGGCAAGCCGCACGGCGUCCCUGGUGAGCGGGCUGCUUACCGAGCUCUACAGCUGCGCCGACGACGAGGCGGCGGCCGGCGGGGGCCGCGGGCCCGGGGGGCGCCGCGACAGCCCCGACAGCUCCACCGAGGCCUCGGGCUCCGACGCGUUCCUGGGCGGCCGCGGCGGCGCCGGCGACUCCCGGCUGCUGCAGGAGCUGCAGGAGCUGCAGGGGCGGCCGAGCCCGCGGCGCCAGAGGCAGUACCUGCGGCAGAAAGACACUAAUGAACUGAAGACGAUUCUUCGAGAGCUGAAGUACAGAAUUGGCGUUCAGUCGGCGAAGUUACUGCGGCAGCUGAAGCAGAAGGAUAGGCUUCUGCAUAAAGUACAGAAGAACUGCGAUAUUGUGACUGCAUGCCUGCAGGCCGUGUCGCAGAAGAGAAGAGUUGACACAAAGUUGAAGUUCACUCUUGAGCCAUCUUUAGGUCAGAAUGGUUUUCAGCAGUGGUAUGAUGCCCUCAAGGCGGUUGCCCGACUGUCGACAGGGAUCCCAAAGGAAUGGAGGAGAAAGGUUUGGUUGACCUUGGCCGAUCAUUAUUUGCACAGUAUAGCGAUCGAUUGGGACAAAACCAUGCGCUUCACUUUCAAUGAAAGGAGUAAUCCUGACGAUGACUCAAUGGGAAUUCAGAUAGUCAAGGAUCUUCACCGCACAGGCUGCAGUUCCUACUGUGGCCAGGAGGCCGAGCGGGACAGGGUUGUGUUGAAACGGGUUCUGUUGGCCUAUGCCCGAUGGAACAAGAAUGUUGGGUACUGCCAAGGCUUUAACAUCCUGGCUGCACUAAUUCUGGAAGUGGUGGAAGGCAACGAAGGGGAUGCCCUGAAGAUUAUGAUUUACCUUAUUGAUAAGGUGCUUCCUGAAAGCUAUUUCGUCAAUAAUCUCCGGGCGCUGUCUGUGGAUAUGGCCGUCUUCAGAGACCUCCUGAGACUGAAGCUCCCUGAAUUGUCUCAGCACCUGGACACUCUUCAGAGAACUGCCAACAAGGAAAGUGGAGUCGUCAGUUCUGAAGAAUUGUGGAGUGCUGGUUUUCUUCCAGGUGGAUAUGAGCCCCCGCUGACGAAUGUCUUCACCAUGCAGUGGUUCCUCACUCUCUUUGCUACGUGCCUCCCUAACCACACAGUUUUAAAGAUUUGGGAUUCAGUCUUCUUCGAAGGUUCGGAAAUCAUCCUAAGGGUGUCACUGGCGAUCUGGGCAAAAUUGGGAGAGCAGAUAGAAUGUUGUGAAACAGCAGAUGAAUUCUACGGCACCAUGGGGCGCCUCACCCAGGAGAUGCUGGAGAAUGACCUUCUGGAAAGCCAUGAACUCAUGCAAACUGUUUAUUCUAUGGCUCCAUUCCCUUUCCCCCAGCUGGCAGAAUUGAGGGAAAAAUACACCUACAACAUUACUCCAUUCCCAGCCGCAGUUAAAUCCACCUCAGUUUCUGGACGACAUGGUAAGGUCAAAGACAGUGAUGAAGAGAAUGACCCAGACGAUGAAGAUGCUAUUGCUAAUGCAGUGGGAUGUCUUGGACCUUUCAGUGGGCUCCUUGCACCUGAACUGCAGAAGUUCCAAAAGCAAGUGAAAGACCCAAAUGAAGAGCAGAGUCUGAGAUCUAAUAACAUUGCCGAGCUGAGUCCGGGAGCAAUCAAUUCCUGUCGAAGUGAAUAUCACGCUGCUUUUAACAGUAUGAUGAUGGAGCGCAUGACCACAGAUAUCAACGCCCUCAAGCGGCAGUAUUCUCGCAUUAAAAAGAAGCAGCAGCAGCAGGUUCACCAGGUGUAUAUCAGAGCAGACAAAGGGCCAGCGACCAGCAUUCUCCCGUCUCAGGUAAACAACUCUCCGGUUAUAAACCACCUUCUUUUAGGAAAGAAGAUGAAAAUGUCCAACAGGGCUGCGAAGAAUGCUGUCAUCCAUAUGCCUGGUCACACAGGAGGCAAAAUAUCUCCUGUCCCCUAUGAGGACCUCAAGACGAAGCUCAACUCUCCAUGGCGAACUCAUAUCCGAGUCCACAAAAAGAACAUGACGAGGAACAAGAGUCAGCUGGGCUGCGGGGACACCGUGGGACUGAUAGAAGAGCAGAAGGAGGGCUGCAAGGGGACAGCAGAGGCGUUUCCCUCCAGUUGUGCAGCGACAGCCCGGAGAGAAGGCGGCAGCUCCGAGGACAGCACGGGGAGGACAAUCGAGGGGCAGUCUCCGGAGCCGGUGUUUGGGGAUGCUGAUGCCGACGUGUCUGCAGUUCAGGUGAAGUUAGAAGCCUUGGAACUGGGCCAAGGGGCUGCUGCUGCUGAAACUGAGCCCAGGGUGCACCCGCCCCGCCCACGGCCCUGCCCGGAGCCCUCGGAGCCCCCUGCAGAAAACAAAGCCACCAGCAAACCUCCUCAAGGCGGCCACCCGAAAACCCCCAUCUUCAGCCCCUUUCCCAGUGUCAAGCCGCUGCGGAAGUCAGCCACCGCCAGGAACUUGGGAUUGUAUGGUCCUACAGAAAGAACCCCGACUGUGCACUUUCCUCACAUGAGCAGGAGCUUCAGCAACUCCAGCGGUGGGAACAGUGGCACCAAGAAACGGUGAUGUCGCCCAGAAACUAUGAUGUCUCCCAGAAACUCUGUGUCUAGAUUCACAUUUUCAUGGUGGUGUGAGGCUGAAUGGCUCCAAAAGUGUUUCCAUUGUCCAGUGAAAAUGAGUAGUCAGGUUCAGAGAUGAGCAGCCGUGUAUAAACACGGGAAUUGGAAGUUUUAUAACCAGAGCAAGAAUAGGGACCUUUUCCCAUCCACUGAUAAGUGAUACAGUGGAUUCUUGUGGCAAAAUAAAUAUUGUGGUUUUAAAGUGUGAAGUUUUUCCAAGUUUUCAUUGUGAGCUGUUUAGAAAAGAGGAUGUGUCUAGACUGUUAACCCCUCUUCCUUAUUCCUGUUCGGGGGGCCUUCAGGGUCCCUGUGACAACACCCCCAAACCUUCCAGUUCUCUGGGUGUUGUUAGUACUCAAGCAUGCACACACUAGCUUGUAAAAAGAAAGUCAGAUUCUUAGUUGCAGAAACUUCCAACCUCCCUCUUGAUGCCCUGUUGGGGGGAAUGUUGUGUGUGUGAAUUUUCCUUGAGUAGUUUCCUUUAGCCAAUCUCAAAAUUAUUUUUUAGUCUUAUGCUAAAGUGCAGAAGAAAAAUCUAGAUAGCCUUUCUUUCCCUUUCUAUUUCUACCUGUGAAAUGAAGAAAACCGUUAAUCUCUUGAAAUUGAGGUUGAUCACCGACCUGAAGAUCUCAUGCAGAGUACACAGAUGGGAAAUGCAUUGAGCGAUCGCUCUGACCAGCUUGCUAAUUCCACUGAGCUUUCCCUAAGGAUCAUUGUCUCCUCAUAAGGAGAGUUUGGUCCUCGGUGGUGGGAUGACACAAUGGGCUCUACAUGGAGCUUUCCUGCAUCCUCCACCAUGCAACUCAUUGACCUACCAGCUCCCCACCGCAGAUGCUCUGCUCAAAGCUAGAUCGCGGGACCUGCAACUUUGUUACUUGAAUUUGUGCUUUUUUUGAUUAGAGUACUUCGUUAAGUACUUUGUUACUUGAACACUGCCUUUCUCCGGAGAGGGCGUUAGUGCUUUCUAGCUCUCUCUCACCCACUCCUCCCGGUCCCAGUGGGUCAGAGAUGUGCUGUUAUCUCCACUAUGCAGAUGGGAGCUCUGAGCCACGCAAGGUGAAGUAGCACUUCAGAUACUCAAGGUAAAAACUCCCAGGACUCCAUGUGAUUUAGCCACGUUUCCUGCAGCACAAUAGCCGGGUCUAACGCUCCUUGUACACAGAUGCAUUAGCUCCAUAGGUUCUAGAAACCAAGACUGGAAGGCCAUUCGCUAUACUCCCUCCCGACUCAAAGGACCUUUCUCCGGAUGGUACAGAGUCCUGUGAUGGCAUUUCACAAGACCAGCUCUGACCUUCUUCCCUGAAAAGGUGGUUCGUUUUUAAAAUGCUUCAUGCGGCUGUCAUUUGGCUGAGCAAAAGGCUCACUCCUCAGUCCCCUUCUCCCACCGUGGUUAGAAGAAUAGACACAGCAUCUUUACCCUCGUCUCUGGAAGACCUUGCCGUGCUUGCCAGCAUAUUGUUGAUGCAGUCAAUAUUAAUUUGAGCUAAUUGAAUUGCUAAUUCUGAAACCAAAGCUAUAGUUUUAGAGAGGGCUUUUACUAUGAGAGGUACUAAUUUUUAUAAUAAAACAGAGAAUGUGGUUGUGUGGGCUUUUUUGAACGGAAAACACCAGAAUGACAUAUACAGUCAGAAAAGCCAUCUUAUCUCUUUCAUGGUAUUUUUACCCCCAAAGGAACUAAAGAUGGGAAAUAUGACUAAUAAGUUAUUGCAGCUUUCGUCUUGAAUUCUUUGUCCUCUGAAGUGAGCAUGCAGUCUUGCAAAGCUGCCACGCCCACAGCCCGUGUCUUGGGAAGGGAGUAGGUGGAGAGUGGGGGCGGCUUUGCAUGCCCCCCUGGGAACGAGACCCACUGCAUUUUCCAAAGUUAAGCAAAUGACAUGAUUUUCUUCCAUCUGUUAAACUUUACAGAUAAGAAUGAUUCUACUUUAUAUUCUUUUCUCCUCCCCCGUCCCAAAUGAGUCAGAAUAGUCACGUUCCCCUUGAAGGAUAUCUGACUUGAAUAGAGAAUUGUUCUUUCCUCUCUCGAGUCAGCUCCCAGCUCCCGGAAGGUCAGGGUUCAGGGAGGUGGGUAAUGGGGGUAAGGGGCAGUCACUACAGUCCUUAGGAUGGCGCCACUGUUGUCUACCAGCUAUCUUAGUGUUAGCAGCACAUGCCGUAUCUGUUUCCCAGCGUUGGUCUUCCUGAGAAGGCGAUGGAUGAGAUGGCGCAUGGUUUGGGAUAAGUAUUUCUCGAAUGAAUAACUUAAAGGAUAACAGUCCUUUGAGGUACAAAUGACCUUGUGAGGAUGUUAAAAACCGACAGAUUCCAAUUAAAGCGCUCUCUGUACCAAUAACGUGCUUGCAUCGUACCAUGUACUCACAGUGUGCAUGGGUCAAUUUGUGAGCCUUGCCUGCUUUAGGAAAUAAAGAGACCUGCCGUACCUUCCAGCACACAGCACAUGCAAGGACCUGUAUGGACUUGUGAUCUUCUCUGCCUACGGGACAAUGUGUGCAGGCACCAGAAGUCCUCACCAAGUCGCAGGUUCUUUAUUUUUAGCUAUGUCUGCACCCUGUCAGUAGUUAAGCUGGGGGUAGACUCCUUCAGAUGCCUCUGCACCUCAGUCCUCUUACAAAACUCUCCAGAGGAUCUAAACCUAGUUCGUAAUGUCAACCUAUGGGCUGUAACUGUUUGGAACAUUGUAUUCCUUUUUUUGUCUCUUCUUGUUCUGAAGAUCUGUACUGAUUGCAAAGACACAUAAAGAUUCCCGUUGUCGUA
This is a messenger RNA of Equus quagga, 5617 nucleotides long. RefSeq names its product TBC1 domain family member 30 (gene TBC1D30). Gene Ontology annotation, cellular component: endoplasmic reticulum. The record is from RefSeq and is a predicted model, not a curated record. The transcript has 13 exons. NCBI's taxonomy places the organism in Eukaryota, Metazoa, Chordata, Mammalia, Perissodactyla, Equidae. The coding region runs from base 153 to 2813 and encodes 886 amino acids.